GGUUGGACUGGGUGGUCCUUGGAGUCUCUUCCAACUCUAUGAGUCUAUGAUUCUAAUAUGGCCCUGCUGCCCUGCCUACCUACUGCUGCUACCAAAGGAGGCUAAAGCAAGAAAAUGAGAUGAUGUUGCAAGAUAAUGGAGUGCUGUGACAAUGAUGAUGAUGAUUGAUGAUGAUAUGUCUCAUAGACACCCCACACCCCUAAAACUGGGACUCAAAGCACAUCAGGAUUUAAAAGAACCAUACAGUUUAAACUGUAACAAAGUGAAAUUUAAAAUAAAACUAUUCACAGUAUUAAAGCAAUCCUUACCCCAAGUUAAAAGGAUAAGAUGCUUUCUUUAAAACCAUAUGCAUAAAGUUUUUUGUGGGUUUUUCAGGCUAUGCAGCCAUGUUCUAGAAGAGGUUAUUCCUGACAUUUCACCACAAAUGCUGGUGAAACACCAGAAAUAAACUCUUCUAGAACAUGGCCACAUAGCCCAAAAAAGCCACAUAAAACUGUGGCGACUCCACAUAUGCAUAAACUUUGCAUAAAUGGAGAUGAUGGCAAUAACAAACACAGAGGCAUCCAGACAAGACCCAGAACUGGAGAGAAGCCCAAAGGAGACGGAGUAGCGUCACCCUGGCACUGAAGGGGCCAAAUGGCUCCCAGACUAUCACCCAGGAGCAACCCUGAAACCCUGGGGCCCCAAAACAGGCAGAGUAACCCUCAAGGAGCAGUCAAGGGCUAGACAGCCAUCCUCUGUGUUUUCCUUCUGAAUCUAAACUGGGGAGAUACGCUUGGCCAGCCGUUCCCUUGCCUGGAUUGUGGGAGCCAAAAUCAAAGCAGGAACUCGGGUACAGCAGGCAGUCCUUGAAUGUAACAAUUUGGUUCAUCCGCUGACCACCAAUUUCUCAACCAAAUCAGAUGCACAGGGACAACAGUUCCCCUCACAUUCCUGGCCUGUGUUAGAAGCUCAUCAGGCCAGAACACUAUGCAGAGGCACUGUGGGCAGUCUUCUUGGCAGGUGCAUGGACUCUCACGAGUUGUUGGUUACGUAAUGUAUUUCUUAAUGUAGAAUGCAAGACUGUAGGUCAAAACAAAUAGGCACUACCCCCCAAAAUUAAGACAAGAUGGCUGAAACCGCCAAGUCUCCUUGCCUCCCAAGUGACCGAUCACCUUGAGGCUUUGGCACUUGCUUUACUGCCUCAACUGAGACCAAGAGGAGAGUGGUGCCGGAGGGCAAGUCCGCUUCCACAUGCACCCCUCCUUGGAACUGGCAGCCAGGUCAUGAAAAGGUGCCAGGAGCCCCUCGUCUGCAAUGAAAUGUCUUUGCAGCCAUCCAUUCGGACAAAGCCCUCUUGACUCAGGGGACUUGCACUUCCUCACAUUAAAUAGACACAUGAUUUAAUCUGUGUCUUUUCGCUGCAUGUAUUGAUGCCUUAUAGGUUUGUAAACUUUAUUUUUAAAAUCUGACAUAAAUGAAUUUUUUCUGUAGGACACAUUAGAAGUUGUACUGAAAGGCAAGGUUUAAAAAAACAAAACAAAGUUGAAGUCAGUCAGGACCUCUCUGCCUGGACAAAACUGCUGCCAGUUGCGUUUGUCAACAGAAACUGACCUGGAUUAGUCAUUAAUCAGUUAUUAAUUCAUCCCGCUGAAGUAGUCUGGGUAACCGGAGCCACUGUGGCAGAAAAGGCAAAUUACUAUUUACAUUUCAUUGGUUUUUGAAGGUUGUCUCAAGGGCACCUGUGCCAGGGAGAGAAGUGUUUUCUGGCCAGCUGGGCAAAGCCCAGCCCUCCUCCUCCUCUCCUGCUGCAGAGCAGGGCCGCCAUUUCCUCCUCACAGGCCGUCAUGACAAGGAAGUUGUUAGUAUGCAGUGGGUAACACACAUUGCAGAGGCUGGGUUACAAACGAUACAAGUUAAACUGAGGGUUUUAAGCAGAGGCUGGAUGACCAUCUGUCGGUGGAGCUUUGAUUGCCCAUCGUGGACAGCCAGACCUGUUGCUUCUUCCACCGUCAUGCUGAGGCUCCGGCUGUUGACUUGGGAUGUGAAGGACACACUGAUCCGGCUCCGGCUCCCAGUGGGGGAGAGCUACUCAGCAGGGGCCCGGGCCCAGGGUCUCCAGGUGUCGGCCGAAUCCCUUGAGGCUUCCUUCCACAAGGCCCACCAGGCCCAAAGCCACCGAUUCCCCAACUACGGCCUGGAGAAGGGCCUGGACUCCAAACAGUGGUGGCUGGACCUCGUCUUGGAGACCUUCCGGCUCUCUGGCAUCCAGGACGAAGGCCUCCUCCAGCCUCUUGCAGAGAAAUUCUACCAGGAUUACAGCAGCCCGGACAACUGGGAGCUGCUCCCAGCAGCCCGGGAGACCCUCCACCAGUGCCAACAGCUGGGCAUCCCCAUGGCUGUGGUCUCCAACUUUGACCGGAGGCUGCCAGACGUCUUGACCCGCUGCGGCCUCAGGCAGCACUUUGCAUUUGUCUUGAGUUCAGAGGAAGCAGGAUUUGCCAAGCCAGACAAACGGAUCUUUCUGGAAGCCCUCCGCAUCUCAGGAGUGGCCCCCCAACUAGCCGCUCAUGUGGGGGAUGACUACAAGAAUGACUACAGGGCCGCCAGGGAGGCAGGGAUGCACAGUUUCUUGCUCAAAGGGGUGGCUGACCAAAUGGGAGACCAGCGGCAAGCAGAAGUACCCCAUGGCCACCUCCUGGAAUCCCUCUCCCAGCUGCCCUCCCGGAUUGAGCGAGAUUAGGCAAGGGGCUUCCUGGACUCCCCCUCUCCUUGGUUGUCUGGUGGGGAGGGUGGGAGACCCCUGAAAAGCCAAGGUUGACUCCCACCCCGUGCUCCCCUGUUGCAAAGCGCUGCCGCCUUGAGUACUGAAAGGGGCUUUAUGACAGGGAAAAGAUGCUGGCCCAGCCUAGCCCUUUCCCUUCCACACUCAUGUGGAGGCACUAAGGACUGCUUCCUUCUUGUGCUUCCCCCAACACACGGGUAAUUCAACAGAUGUGACCUAAGAAGGAUUUUGCUGGAUGUAAGGACUGGCUCUGGAAAGACAUGGGUCAAAGUGAGACAUGGCAAAGUGAUUCUGGUACAGCAAAAUUUGUGUUUUUAGCUGUCUAGUUUCCUGGGUGGAUUUGGUGUGAUCCACAUUUCCAGAUAUAGUAAGGUCAGUAGGUGUUUCCUGUCAUUUGGGAUAUAGCAGAAUCCCCCUCUGCCCAUGUUAUUUAUUUAAAUAAAAACCUUAAUUAAUCUGCAACUGCAUUUGUGAUC
This is a messenger RNA of Sceloporus undulatus (fence lizard), 3240 nucleotides long. It is a transcript of the gene HDHD3, whose product is annotated as haloacid dehalogenase like hydrolase domain containing 3. The transcript has 2 exons. NCBI's taxonomy places the organism in Eukaryota, Metazoa, Chordata, Lepidosauria, Squamata, Phrynosomatidae. The coding region runs from base 1847 to 2722 and encodes 291 amino acids. The record is from RefSeq and is a predicted model, not a curated record.